CUUGCUUCCUCCAAAAGCAAAAAAAAGCCAAAAACUCUCUCCUCUCCUUACAUUUUACCUUAUUUCCAAUAAACCUUCUUUGCCACCCACCCAAACUCAAAAAUGGCUCCCUUCCAAGGCACCGUCUCGGUUACGCACAUCACCACCGCAACCUCCAUCAUCAACAUCGACGGCGUCCGCUUCCUGACGGACCCCGUCUUCUGCCCCGCAGGCUCUGAGUAUGUGUACGACGGCUGGGCCAAAGCCGACUGGAAGCAGUGGGGAUGGGAUACCCGCCCCCCGACCUCGAUUCUGCGCAGCACAGGAGGCCCUGCGCUGGAGCUGAAGGACAUCCCGAUCAUCGACGCGGUGCUGCUGAGCCACGAGGACCACGACGACAACCUGGACCCCCUGGGCCGCCAGCUGCUGGACGGCCGCCGCGUCUACACCACGGAGGACGGAGCCAAGAACCUGGCGCCGCGCCCCGGCGUCGUCGGCCUGGCACCCUGGAAGACGGUCGAGCACAACAUCGCGGGCAAGCGCUUCCGCAUCACCGGCACCCCCUGCAAGCACUUCCCCGGCGGCGAGGUGACGGGAUUCAUCAUUGAGUGCGACUCGUUCGGCGUCAGCGACGAGGGCCUGCCUAACGCGGUGUACUUCUCCGGUGACACCGUCUGGAUUGACGAGCUGGCUGAGAUCCGCAAGAAGUGGCACGUCGCUGUCGCCGUGCUGAACCUCGGCAAUGCCCUCUUCCCUACCCCCAAGGGUAUGCUGCAGAUCACCUUCGACGGCCACCAGGCUGCUCACCUCAUGCGCGUGUUCGGCGCCGAUGUCAUGGUGCCUAUCCAUUUCGAGUCGUGGGAGCACUUCACGCAGCACCAGGCGGACCUGAAGAAGAUCUUCGAGGAGGAGAAGAUCGAGGAGAAGGUGUCUUGGUUGACGCCCGGUGUGGAGAAGACGGUUAUCUAAAGGGGUUGCAUGGAUUGACGGG
This is a messenger RNA of Aspergillus homomorphus CBS 101889, 970 nucleotides long. Its product is annotated as MBL fold metallo-hydrolase. Lineage: Eukaryota; Fungi; Ascomycota; Eurotiomycetes; Eurotiales; Aspergillaceae. Bases 103 to 948 code for a protein of 281 amino acids. The transcript has a single exon. The record is from RefSeq and is a predicted model, not a curated record.